AUGGCUGCCGACAAGCUUUCAAUUGAGGAUCCCUUCCAGGAUCCUCGAACUCCUGAAAGACGUUACACCGGGCCAUUUGGCACUACCCUUAGUGAAGGCAAGAAAGAGGCAUAUGAAAUUGCACCAUCCAUGAAAAGCUUCUCCAUGGAGAGUAAAUCAGAACGUCCAUGCGGGAACGUCAAUUAUGACGAUGAAGGAAACUUGUUGCUCUCUCAGAGACGUGAGGCCUCAGCCUCUCGCUCUACCUCGUGUUCCAUCGAGAGUAGCAAGCGCUCUCGGAUCCCGAUGGCUAGCUACCACCUCAGAACACCGGCAGGGCCAUCUUCGCUGGGAAAAGAGAUGCAGACUCCCAGCACACAUCGCAGUGCGAUACCUGUGCCUAUUCAAAAACGCAGUGCAUCGUCUCCUGCUCGUGCCUAUGAAGCCACACUUACAGAGCCAUGUACCGGAAAAGCUCCAUUUGUUAAUACUCCUUCCGCUCUAAGUACCAAGUCAUCAGAGGGGCUGUUAGGUGCUACUACGUCCAAUUUUGUGACUGCUACCGAGAGAGGACAUGCGAUCUCCACCUACUUGUCUGAUGAUGAUUGGAAUUUCGACGAGGAGACGCCGAAGCCACGACGUACCGUCUAUACCGGCGAGUAUCGUACCCCUGUGGCCGAGAGAACUGCCCAGCGUAUUCAUGGUCCUAGACUGAGAAUCUCUUCAUCCGCAGAUGAGGUGUUGAGAGGUACAGGAUUACAGUCUGUUGGAUACAUCUCAAGCCAAGGAUAUGACUCUGGAGAGUACAAAUCGAUUGAUAAGUCAUCUUCAUUCGAAAGAGGACAAGAUGGCAUUGGUGAUACUGCGGGCAAUUGUUGUUACCCCAUCAAUUCGAAUGAUCAAGAAGGCUUCGAGUUAUGCGAGGAAACUCAAGGGUUGGGUGAAGAGACUGAGGUUCAUGAAAGCAUGUCAGCGGCUCCUGCCCCGAAAAGCGUGCUGUCAGAGCAGAUCCGGUCACAGGCUUCGGUGACAAAAGCUUCUCCUAUCAAAUUGCAGGAAAAUGACACUCUGCUUCCCGUCGCAUCUUCAUACCUGAAGAAGGAACGAGAUCAGACUCCGCCCAGUGGUGAAAGCCAUCACGAUACUCAGCACAUUGAGGAUUCUCACAUUGGUUCUACAGUUGAAUCUUUCAGAGUUCAAAGAGCUCACGCAGCUCUUCAUUCACACCCCGUCAGAUCGUCAUCAGUGGAGGCUAUGUAUGAGUUUCCAAUCCAGGGCACUGGUCUUCUCAAAUCGAAACCUUCAAAUGGAACCGAUCAAGCUGCGACAUUCGACAAAAUCUUGUCUAAGACUAUUGAGAACCAGAAUACCUAUAUCGACGUAAGGGUACAGAAUCCUGCCCCACGCAGUGAGAGAAAGACUACUUUCAGUAUUCUAAACAUGUUCAAGCCUCGCGCUGGUGCUGAUAAGGAGCUCAUAAAUCCCGACAAUGGUGGCAGCACUCAAAAGACUCCCAUAACUGCGAAACCGAUUCGGAAGGCCGUGAGUAGCAAGAACCUGGGCGCUGCCAUGAAGCCAUCGGGCCUUGGAUGGAGCAUAACUCAUUCACGCAAGACUCGCACCGGCCAAAUCUCGAAUCCGAUACAGAUACCUCUCGAGCGGCUUCCUGCUGGCUAUAAACCUCUCCCUGGCCCCAGCACUCCUAAUCUGGUGAACGUGGAACGAAACUUGCCUACAAAUCCCAGGAUCCACACGCCCACAGUCGCUGGGUCCCGAUCACGCAGACACGUUGUCACAGCUUCCAGUGGAAGUCCUUACCUUGCCAGCCAAGCGUCGAAUCCUUCAAGCAAGUCCAUCCUGCGCGCAGCUUCUCCUUCGAGGAUCCCUGUCCCCGUCACCCAUGCUGGGGUUCAAACAGAGAACAGGCUUGUCAAUCAAGGUGGCGGUGUGCACGAUGGAGUGCUUGAUCACUUCAUCAAGAAGUAUGGGAGGGGGGCUAUGACCCCCCCCCAGCGCGACACCUUUUUGCGGCACCUCGAGGGCGUCGGGGCUGCCCAGAAAGCCCUGGACGAGGCAAUUGCCUCGAAAGACAAGAGGCAGUCAGAGAAGGAGGCUGCUGAGGAAGCCCUCGAGCUGUUGUACGAGCAGCUCGAGGGCUUCCUCAGCUAG
Aspergillus aculeatinus CBS 121060 is the source of this 2148-nucleotide messenger RNA. RefSeq lists its product as uncharacterized. Bases 1 to 2148 code for a protein of 715 amino acids. Lineage: Eukaryota; Fungi; Ascomycota; Eurotiomycetes; Eurotiales; Aspergillaceae. The record is from RefSeq and is a predicted model, not a curated record. The transcript is spliced from 4 exons.